GUUCAAAAGCGAACGCGGACGUGUGUCGGUCGUUGCAGCCGUCGCUCGCUACGCCUACGCUGUCGUUCUCUGUGUCCGUCUUCUGAUUGCAAAAAGCAGAAGCAGCAGCAGCCAAGAAAAUUAAUAACAAAUUUUCUUUUCGCGUGUGUGUAUGUUUACUGAACGACGCGUUCAAAACAACAAAAAAAUAGUUUGAAUAAAAAGCAGAAAAUCGCAGAAAAAAUUUGUUUUCUUUUUUUUUUAAUUUUUGUUAUUGUUGUUGGCUUUGUUAUUAUUGUUGUUAAUCGUGCACAGCUGCUGGGAAUAGAUAUGUCAUAGACGCCAGCGACGCCUCAGCCAUGCGCAACAGAAGCAGCAGCGGCAACAACAUCAGCCAGAACAACAACAACAACAACAACCACAACAACAACAACAAUCGAUGAUUGCCUCAGUGUAAGAAAUAGAUUAAAAAGCGAAGCGAGAGAGAGAGAGAAGUUGAACUAAAACCCGCCGUAAUUAACCAAAGACGCUGACCAAUUUAAUAAACAGUUCAAAAUGUUGAUCAAAGAAUACCGCAUACCUCUGCCCCUCACUGUCGAGGAGUAUCGCAUUGCGCAACUGUACAUGAUAGCGAAAAAGAGCCGCGAGGAGAGCCAUGGCGAGGGCAGCGGCGUUGAGAUCAUCAUCAAUGAACCAUAUAAAGAUGGACCUGGCGGUAAUGGGCAGUAUACAAAAAAGAUCUAUCAUGUGGGCAGCCAUUUGCCGGGCUGGAUCAAAAGUCUGUUGCCCAAGAGCGCGUUGACCGUUGAGGAGGAGGCGUGGAAUGCGUAUCCUUAUACGCGCACUCGCUACACUUGUCCCUUUGUGGAGAAGUUCUCGCUGGACAUUGAGACCUAUUACCAUCCGGACAAUGGUUAUCAGGACAAUGUGUUUCAGCUUUCGGGAAGUGAUCUGCGUAAUCGCGUUGUGGAUGUCAUUGAUAUUGUCAAGGAUCAACUGUGGGGUGGAGACUAUGUCAAGGAAGAGGAUCCCAAGCAUUUUGUGUCGGACAAGACAGGACGUGGUCCGCUUGGCGAUGACUGGCUGGAGGAAUAUUGGCGUGAGGUGAAGGGCAAAAAGCAGCCGACAUCACGAAAUAUGUCCCUGAUGACGGCCUAUAAGAUUUGUCGGGUUGAGUUCCGCUAUUGGGGCAUGCAAACCAAGCUGGAGAAGUUCAUACACGAUGUGGCAUUGCGUAAGACAAUGCUGCGUGCUCAUCGCCAGGCGUGGGCGUGGCAGGAUGAAUGGCAUGGCCUAACCAUCGAGGAUAUACGCGAGCUGGAGCGUCAAACCCAAUUGGCACUGGCCAAGAAAAUGGGCAGCGGCGAGGAAUGUAGCGAUGCAGAAAGCAUCUCAGAGCCGUAUGUGAGCAGUGCAACCACAGCACCACCGUCGAGUGCUGGCGAGCGGAAAAAGUCCGCUCCGGCUGUGCCACCAAUUGUCACCCAACAACCACCCAGCGCCGAGGUCAGCUCCGAUGAGGACGAUGACGACGAUGAGGAUGAGGAUGAAAACGAUGGUGUCGGCACCAGCGUUGAGCUUGGCGCCCAAAGCACCAGCAACAAUCAACGUUCGCGCUCCCAAAGCAUUCAGUUGGCCAACAAGGCAAAGUUUGGCUCAAAGGGUGCCCUUCACUCUCCGGUGGGUUCGGCGCAUAGUUUCGAUUUGCAGCCCACAAAACCGCAUACAAAGACAGCGCCAACUCGACGACAUGUCGCCAACUGGCGCAUGGAACGCCUGGAGGUGGACUCCAAAUCCAACUCAGAUGAGGAGUUCUUUGAUUGUCUGGACACAAAUGAGACCAACUCGCUGGCCAAAUGGAGUUCCUUGGAGCUGUUGGGCGAGGGCGAUGACAGUCCGCCGCCGCACGGUGGCAGCUCCAGUGGCAGCGGUGGUGUUGGCGGCGUCGGCGUUGGCAUUGGCGGACGCCACAGGCAGGAGGAUAGCAUAUUUAAUCAGGACUUUCUAAUGCGUGUCGCCUCGGAGCGCGGCAAUAAGCGUCAAUUACGCUCCUCGGCGAGCAUCGAUCGCAGUCAUGAUUCAUCGCCACCAGGAUCACCGAGUACACCAUCUUGCCCCACCACCAUACUGAUAAUGGUGGUGCACGCUGGCAGCGUAUUGGAUGCGGCCAGUGAGCUGACAGCCAAGAAAUCGGAUGUUACCACAUUCCGUGGCUCAUUCGAGGCCGUAAUGCGUCAGCAUUAUCCCAGCCUCUUGACACAUAUGACCAUCAAAAUGGUACCGUGUCCAUCUAUUUGCACCGACGCCCUCGGCAUCCUGUCCAGCCUCAGUCCAUACUCAUUUGAUGCGUCGCCAUCGGCGGCGGAUAUACCAAAUAUUGCGGAUGUGCCCAUUGGAGCCAUCCCAUUGCUGGCGGUGGCAUCACCCGAGUUCCAGGAGACGGUCAACAAGACGGUGGCUGCUGCCAAUAUUGUCUAUCAUGAGUUCCUUAAAUCGGAAGAGGGUCACGGCUUCUCCGGUCAAAUAGUCAUGCUGGGUGACUCGAUGGGUUCCCUGCUCGCCUACGAGGCACUUUGUCGCUCCAAUGGCAGCCAGCCAAAUGCCAACAAUCAGUCACAGGCUCCGGGUCAUGGAUCCAUCAGCGUUGGCGGCGAUUGCAGUCGCAUGUCUCGCAUGGACGAUGAUGAGCGAUUUAUUGACUCGGAUUUGGAUGCAAAGCGUUUGCUGGUUGCACCAUCACCACGUCGUCGUCGCUCCAGCUCAUCCAGCGAUUCGAGAGCCACCAAAUUGGACUUUGAAGUCAGUGAUUUCUUCAUGUUCGGCUCACCGUUGUCCGUCGUAUUGGCAGCACGCAAAUUACACGAUGCAAAGGCGGCACUCGCCCGUCCCAACUGCCAUCAGGUGUACAAUCUGUUCCAUCCAACCGAUCCCAUUGCUUCCCGACUGGAGCCACUGCUCAGUGCACGUUUCUCCAUUUUGUCGCCGGUCAAUGUGCCGCGUUAUGCCAAAUAUCCGUUGGGCAAUGGUCAACCCCUGCAUUUAUUGGAAGUCAUACAAUCGCAUCCGCAGCAUUUCAAUGAUGGCAAUAAUCUGCUUGCCGGCAGACGCCUCUCCGAUGCCUCCAUGCAGAGCACCAUUUCGGGUCUCAUAGAGAAUGUCUCGCUAAGUACUAUACACUCCCUUCAGAACAAAUGGUGGGGCACCAAGCGUUUGGAUUAUGCCCUGUAUUGCCCGGAGGGAUUGAGUAAUUUUCCCGCACACGCUCUGCCGCAUCUGUUCCAUGCCAGCUAUUGGGAAAGUCCCGAUGUGAUUGCCUUUAUAUUGCGACAAAUUGGCAAAUUUGAGGGUAUACCGUUUGUGGGAUCCAACGAUGACAAGGACAACGCCUCGUUCCAUCCGGGUCAGCCGCGUGAGAAGUGGAUCAAGAAGCGUACAUCGGUCAAGCUGAAGAAUGUGGCGGCCAAUCAUCGGGCCAACGAUGUCAUUGUCCAGGAGGGUCGGGAGCAGCGUUUGAAUGCGCGUUUCAUGUACGGUCCAUUGGAUAUGAUAACGCUGCAUGGCGAGAAGGUGGAUGUGCAUAUUAUGAAGGAUCCGCCGGCGGGUGAAUGGACAUUCCUAACCACCGAAAUGACCGAUAAAAAUGGACGCAUCUCAUACAUAAUACCCGAUCAAUUGUCACUCGGCUAUGGCAUCUAUCCGGUCAAAAUGGUGGUCCGUGGCGAUCACACCUCUGUUGAUUGUUAUAUGGCCGUGGUGCCGCCACUGACCGAAUGUGUUGUAUUCAGCAUCGAUGGUUCCUUCACGGCAUCCAUGUCAGUGACCGGACGUGAUCCGAAAGUACGCGCCGGCGCCGUCGACGUCUGUCGUCAUUGGCAGGAGCUGGGCUAUUUGCUAAUCUAUAUUACCGGACGACCCGAUAUGCAACAACAGCGUGUUGUCUCCUGGCUAAGCCAGCACAAUUUCCCGCACGGCCUCAUCUCAUUCGCCGAUGGCCUGUCCACCGAUCCGCUGGGACACAAGACCGCCUAUCUUAACAAUUUGGUGCAAAAUCACGGAAUCUCAAUUACAGCCGCCUACGGCAGCAGCAAGGAUAUUAGUGUCUACACCAAUGUGGGCAUGCGACACGAACAAAUCUUUAUUGUUGGCAAGGUCAGCAAGAAAUUGCAAUCGAAUGCGACGGUACUGAGCGAGGGUUAUGCAGCCCAUUUGGCUGGUCUCCAGGCAGUCGGUGGCUCCCGGCCGGCAAAGGGUAAUGCUCGCAUGGUCAUACCACGUGGCUGCUUUAAUCUUCCGGGUCAAUCGGCGAAUCCGCGACGCAGAAGGCUGCAUGAACAAGCAACGAAUGAAGUUUAAAAAGUUUACCAACACUGUAGUUGUAAUUUACAUUAGAUAACAACAAACAAAGAAAAAAAAAAAAAACAACAAACCCAAAAAUAAAAAGAGAGAGAGAGCGCAAAUUGGUGUUUAGUGUUCAAAAGUUAUUGAUAUUCUUUUCAGUUGAGUUGAGUUGAAUUGAUUUGUUAGUUACGUUUAUUUUAAGUGCAUAUUAGCUGAACAUUUAAUUAAAUUGGUGUUGUGCAGAAAAAAAAAACAAAACAAAAUCCAUAUUUGGAUAAAAAGCUAAAAACUGUCUCAACAUUAACUCUGUCUCUUUUUUAAAAACUCCAAACGCCAACUUUAUUCUAUUCUAUUCAA
Drosophila innubila is the source of this 4674-nucleotide messenger RNA. RefSeq names its product protein retinal degeneration B (gene rdgB). Gene Ontology annotation, cellular component: cytoplasm. NCBI's taxonomy places the organism in Eukaryota, Metazoa, Arthropoda, Insecta, Diptera, Drosophilidae. Gene Ontology annotation, biological process: phospholipid transport. The record is from RefSeq and is a predicted model, not a curated record. The transcript is spliced from 13 exons. The coding region runs from base 535 to 4332 and encodes 1265 amino acids. Gene Ontology annotation, molecular function: phosphatidylcholine binding; phosphatidylinositol transfer activity; phosphatidylcholine intramembrane carrier activity.